AUGCUCCUCCUGCUGCUGGGUAUCAUUGUCCUGCACGUCGCAGUGCUUGUGCUGCUGUUCGUCUCCACAAUCGUCAGUCAAUGGAUCGAGGGCAACGGACACACGAUGGACCUCUGGCAGAACUGCAGCACGUCCUCCAUGGGCAGCGUCCGCCACUGUUUAUUAUCAUCAACAAAUGAAUGGCUGCAGUCUGUCCAGGCCACCAUGAUCCUGUCCAUCAUCUUCAGUGUGCUGUCCCUCUUCCUGUUCUUCUACCAGCUCUUCACCAUCACCAAAGGGGGCCGGUUUUACCUCACUGGGAUCUUCCAGAUUCUUGCUGGUCUGUGUGUGAUGAGCGCAGCAUCCAUCUACACAGUGAAACACACAGAAUGGCACACCAACUACACUGGUUACACCUACGGAUUCACCUACAUCCUGGCUUGGGUGGCUUUCCCCCUGGCUCUGCUCAGCGGGUUCAUCUAUGUGAUCUUACGGAAACGCGACUGA
This is a messenger RNA of Pipistrellus nathusii (Nathusius's pipistrelle), 486 nucleotides long. NCBI's taxonomy places the organism in Eukaryota, Metazoa, Chordata, Mammalia, Chiroptera, Vespertilionidae. The record is from the annotation of a GenBank genome assembly.